AUGACUUCGCAGCAGCAUUUCCCUGCAGAUGAGUAUGGUAUCUACUAUGUCCUCGCCGAGUGCGCCGGCCACCCCGAGCCCUUCCCGGCGGGCGAGCCCGGGGCCCCGCAGCCGCGCCUGGAGGGCGUCACGGGCCUGCGCAACCUGGGCAACACGUGCUACGUGAACGCCGUCCUGCAGAGCCUCGGCAGCGUCGCCCCGCUCGCGCAGUACUUCCUGUCGGGGAAGUACGUCACCGCGCUCCACAAGGACUGCAGCAAAGUGGCCACUGCCUUCGCCUACCUGAUGACAGACAUGUGGCUGGGAGACUCGGACUGGGCCUCCCCCGAAAUAUUCCUAUCAGCUCUUGGAAGCCUCUAUCCGGUGUUCAUGAAAAAGACCCAGCAGGAUGCUCAAGAAUUCUUGCUUUAUGUCUUGAACGAACUCCAUGAAGCACUGAAAAAGUGCCAGCGGAGAAGAUCACCCAAGAAAGGCGCAGUUCCCAGGUGCUGCAGAACGGUACUUGCCCAUGAGUCCUCCAUCAUCACGCGGCUGUUUGAGGGGCAACUAGGCUACAGCAUCAUAUGUCUGAAGUGUGAGAACUGCACCUACAAAAACGAAGUCUUCACCAUUCUUUCCCUCCCCAUUCCAUCUCAGCAUGAAUGCAGCCUUCAGGACUGUCUACAGAGUUUUUUCCAACAAGACACAUUGAAUUGUAAUAACCAGAUUCAUUGCUCCUUUUGUGAAACAAAACAAGAGACAGUCGUAAGGGUUUUUAUAUCCAAAGCACCGAAAAUAAUCAUUUUUCAUUUAAAGAGAUUUGACAUUCUCGGCAGCAUGAAGAGAAAACUGAGAACAACUAUUCACUACCCACUCACUAAUUUGGACCUCGUGCCAUAUAUCUGCCCAAUCUUCAGAAAACAUCCCAAGUAUAACCUCUGUGCAGUGGUGAACCACUUUGGUGAUCUGGAUGGUGGCCACUACACUGCUUUCUGCAAGAACUCAGGUACCCAAGCUUGGUACAGCUUUGAUGACACAAGAGUCAGUGAGAUUCCAGACACUUCAGUUCAAACUGCUACAGCCUAUCUCCUGUUCUAUAGCUGCCAGCCCUUUUCCAUACCUAUACAAAAAUGCAAGAGAUAG
This is a messenger RNA of Suncus etruscus (white-toothed pygmy shrew), 1122 nucleotides long. It is a transcript of the gene USP50, whose product is annotated as ubiquitin specific peptidase 50. Gene Ontology annotation, biological process: protein K48-linked deubiquitination; endosome organization; Ras protein signal transduction. Lineage: Eukaryota; Metazoa; Chordata; Mammalia; Eulipotyphla; Soricidae. Gene Ontology annotation, molecular function: cysteine-type deubiquitinase activity. The coding region runs from base 1 to 1122 and encodes 373 amino acids. The transcript is spliced from 7 exons. Gene Ontology annotation, cellular component: midbody; cytosol; extrinsic component of plasma membrane. The record is from RefSeq and is a predicted model, not a curated record.